CGCCGCCGUUUGCCAUCCCCAGCGUGUGCGCAGCUACAUUAACCCUUAUACGAUGUCGGGGGUUCAGAAUGAACAGCAUCUCCAGAUGCAAUUUGAAAAGGUGCCUGAUGAUGUCCUGUACCUUAUACUGAGUUACCUCGAUCUGAAAACGCAGCUUAAGGCGAUACGAGUGCAUUCGCGGUUUCUAUAUCUAAUGCCUCAUGUUUGGCGUCUUUACUGCAAGAAUAUGGUGAUAGUAGAGCCAAUCCUUCUGGAAGAUUUGAGUCUAUUAUUAAAAAAUACUUGGAAUACGAUGACCCACUUGCGGUUCCGAACAGACGAUCGAGAACACUUCGAGGAGCUCACAAACUAUGUGUAUCCAAACGUCGAGGACUUCCGGUUCGCCACACUAUCUUUUCGUUUGGAGGACUCGGAUAUGAUAAAAAUAGUCGAUUCGUUUCCCAAUAUCCGGACUUUCAGCCCCCAAGGAAAUUUUACUGGAGCUUACAUGACUGGUUUCCAACACCUGGAACACCUAACUUUAUCGUACUGUUCUAAAGUCUGUGCCUUAAAACUAAGCAGCAUUUUAUCUACUUUGCUCCCAAAGAGUCUCAAACUGGACAUAUUUGACCACAAGCAGAUCCAACGAUAUAGUAUGCCUCUGGUAGCCAUAGCCAAUCUGGAGGUACUGCACUGCGAUAGCUCUGAAUUGACUGGGUGGUUCCUCAAUAAACUAGACAAAAUGUUUAAAAUUAAAACUCUCAAAAUAAGUAACAGAAUGGGUGAUUUUUUAGUCAGACAAAUCCUUUUUGAGCUAUCACAAACUCGGAGUAAGGUCAAAAGCCUCGAGCUAGCAUUGCCUGAUCUAGCCGCAUUAACUUUGCCUCUUUACGUUGAGAUGCAAUUUGAGACUGUUGUUAUUAUAAGUGAAAAUCUCGACAGGAUCGGAUUUAAUCAUAUAGAAAUACCAAACAUUAAGAGACUUUAUUUAAUAAGCUCGAGGAUAACACAAGAAGAUGACUUUGGACACUUUAUAAAGGCAUUAAAAGCAGCAGAAUUUGUAUGCUUGAAGGAUUGCCAGUUUGGCUUUAUGAAAUACACAUUUUCAGGAAAGGAUAUUGCCCAGAAUCGCAGUACCAAACUUAACCUUUGUAUAAUUAAAAACAGUUUUCCUGUUAAUUCGAAUUGUGAGGUUUUCUCCACUGCCACUAAGUGGAAGGUGGUCGAUGAAGAUGCACUUUUUGAGUUACACCAUGAACUCCCAAAGGAAAUGAAAUACGAAUUCAGCUUUGAGCCUUUCCUCAUUCAAUUUGAAUGAAAAUCAAUGAUACUUACGCUUGUAAACUUGAGAUCGCAUUAAACGAAACACGCACCCAUUGUCUCUUG
Messenger RNA from Drosophila bipectinata, 1365 nucleotides. RefSeq lists its product as uncharacterized. NCBI's taxonomy places the organism in Eukaryota, Metazoa, Arthropoda, Insecta, Diptera, Drosophilidae. The record is from RefSeq and is a predicted model, not a curated record. Gene Ontology annotation, molecular function: protein binding.